Oncorhynchus tshawytscha (Chinook salmon) is the source of this 2048-nucleotide messenger RNA. RefSeq names its product solute carrier family 18 member B1 (gene slc18b1). The record is from RefSeq and is a predicted model, not a curated record. Bases 394 to 1758 code for a protein of 454 amino acids. Gene Ontology annotation, molecular function: transmembrane transporter activity. The transcript is spliced from 14 exons. Lineage: Eukaryota; Metazoa; Chordata; Actinopteri; Salmoniformes; Salmonidae. Gene Ontology annotation, biological process: transmembrane transport.
CCUAAACUGUGAGACGUGAGACUGUGAGAGCUUCAGCCACUCCAUUGUGUUAGUGCACUCCCUUAAGGACGGGAUUUAUCGAACAUCAGGAAGACACCCUACUCACUCAACGAGUCAGUUCACAGUCACAACUCUAGAAUUAACAGUGCAACUCUCUAAACACGCGCGUUUGGGUUCAGUGCUUUUUCUACAGACAACAGCCACGCUGUUUUUGAUGAGCGCCAGCGCCGAACUUUAAUUUAUGGAUUUAACCAGCCAAGUUGUGACGCAUUUGGUUUCCCUGUGUUAUUAACACGUUAUGAAGCCACAUCUUGUCGUCUAUUUGUGUAACAGAAAUUUUAGUCUAGGCAUUUGUGACUUGAAUAACAAUCCGGAUCGGGAGUAUAAUUUAAUAUGAAUGACAACAAUAUGGAUUGUGAUCAAGUUCAACAAACAGAUGGCAGCAGAUCAGAAGAAUCAAUAAGUAGUCCUAAUCAAAGGAUGACAAGAUAUCAGAUCCUCACAUUGAUAUCAAUGGCAUCUGUCAACUUCAGCUCAAUGAUCUGCUACUCUAUACUGGGGCCAUUCUUCCCCAACGAGGCCAUGAAAAAAGGAGCCAGUCAGACUGUCAUCGGACUUAUAUUUGGCUGCUAUGCUCUGUGUAAUCUGAUGGGCUCUUUAGUACUGGGUAAAUAUAUUGUCCAGAUCGGGGCAAAGGUCAUGCUAAUUUCAGGCUUAUUCGUAUCAUCGGGGUGCACCAUUCUCUUUGGUUUACUCGACCGAGUUCCUGAGGGAGCUACUUUUAUUACUUUGUGCUUUAUCAUAAGGUCUGUUGAUGCUCUGGGCUUCAGUGCUGCAAUGACUUCUUCUUUUGCAAUUUCGGCAAAAGUUUUCCCCAACAACAUAGCAACUGUUCUGGGUAGUUUGGAGAUCUUUACAGGGCUGGGUCUGAUUCUGGGACCACCAAUAGGUGGAUGGCUGUAUCAGUCUUUUGGAUACGAAGUCCCUUUCAUGGCUCUGGGAUGCUUUCUAUUUCUUAUGGUCCCCUUCAACAUCUACAUCUUACCAAGCUUUGCUGCUGAUCCUACCAAGGACUCCUUCUUCAGGCUGUUCACACGUUUGAAGAUAGUCCUCAUUUGCUUUGCCAUAUUCACCCUGAGCUCUGGACUUGGCUUUCUGGAUGCAACCUUGUCCAUAUAUGCCAUUGAUAAGUUUGACCUCUCUCCAGGUUAUGUGGGUCUUCUCUUGCUUGGCCUGUCGUUGCCUUACUGUCUGGCCUCACCUCUGCUUGGUAUCGUUAGUGACAGGUUCCCUUCGACAAGGCCAUGGUUGAUGGUGCUAGGAGGCUUGUCUACAGCAACUGGUUUCUGGUUCUUAGGUCCUGUCCCCAUUCUGCAGAUACAGAGUCAGCUGUGGCUGUUGGUCUUCAUGCUGGGUGUCAUAGGAUUCUCUCUAAGCAUGAUUGCCAUCCCCACCUUCCCUGAAAUACUCAACUGUGCAUAUGAAAAUGGAUUUGAGGAGGGGCUGAGCACUCUCGGACUGGUGUCUGGAUUGUUUGGGGCAGUGUGGUCCAUUGGAAUGUUUUGUGGUCCAACGCUCGGUGGCUUCACCACACAGCAGCUGAGCUUUGAGUGGGCUGCUUCUGUUCAAGGAGGCCUGGCCUUUUUAGCCGCUUUCUUUCUUGGUAUAUAUUUUCUCUGUCAAGGAACACGACAAAGAAGGGCUCCUCAGAUCAAGAGGAAAAUACCUUCAGAUGAACGUACCCGUCUUCUGUCCUGAACAACGAUCAUCUACCAGGAACAUGUACAGUGAGAGAUGGGUACCAAACAAUAAACACCACUUCUUAAAAUAUUAUGUGUAUGUAUUGCUAGAGAUUGAGGUGGGCAUGCAUUGUAUUGCUAGAGAUUGUGAUAAAACAGAACAAUGAGAAAGAUAUUUCACCAGAUGUAUAAAUGUGAAGCAUCCGGUUGGCGUUUCCAAUCAUUACCAAACAUGGUGGUGAGAGGAAGCCCAGUGGCCGGGAGUGGGAGAAGAUGGAGCGAGAUGGAUUUUGGCCGACAUUCUGCAAA